This is a messenger RNA of Eruca vesicaria subsp. sativa (arugula), 249 nucleotides long. The record is from the annotation of a GenBank genome assembly. NCBI's taxonomy places the organism in Eukaryota, Viridiplantae, Streptophyta, Magnoliopsida, Brassicales, Brassicaceae.
AUGGCUUUUACAAAAUCAUCUGUGACUCUUUUUCUUAUAAUAAUGAUGACAAUUUCAUUUUCAAAUGAUAGAGCUUGGGCCAGGCCAGGGAUCAAACAAGGGGAAGGUGAAACUUGCAUUGGGUCAUGUGAGGCACAGUACGGGAAUAGGCAAUGUGAUGAAGAUUGUGUAGCUCAGCAGUAUUCAGGAGGAGAAUGUGCUCUUAUUUCAGGAGAAGCGACACCACCACAAUGUUGUUGUUUCAAAUGA